This is a messenger RNA of Hordeum vulgare subsp. vulgare (domesticated barley), 763 nucleotides long. RefSeq names its product stigma-specific STIG1-like protein 3. The record is from RefSeq and is a predicted model, not a curated record. The transcript has a single exon. NCBI's taxonomy places the organism in Eukaryota, Viridiplantae, Streptophyta, Magnoliopsida, Poales, Poaceae. The coding region runs from base 93 to 494 and encodes 133 amino acids.
AGCAAAAACAUCGUUGUGCUCCCUGCUAAUUAAGAGAAACGAGCCAAUAAAGCCAAACACCUGCAUCUGCAUUACUUCUUCUUGUCUCCACAAUGGCGAACCCCGCCCUGCUUCUCCUCAUCACCGUGCUGGCCACUGCCAGCGGCAUCGUCACAGCCACGGCCGGCAGCAGCGGAACCCAACAGCCAUCGGCAAGGAGGAGCCGUUUUCUGCUUGUUGACGGCGUUGCUCAGCUGCCUUUGCCAGCCUAUGACUGCUCGAAGAAGUCGGUCGAAGCAUGCCUCGCAACCGGGACGACAUGCUGCAGCGGCCAGUGCGUCGACACCGCCGCCAACGCCCAGCACUGCGGCGCCUGCAACAAGGCGUGCAAGCAUGGCCGGACGUGUUGUGGCGGGCAUUGCGUCGAUCUGCUCUCCGACAAGAAGAACUGUGGCACCUGCUCUAACCAGUGUGGCAACAAGUGCAGCUACGGCUUCUGCGACUACGCCCAGUAACUGAGUUCAAAUGUUGAACACUGUUGUCUACCGUUGAAAAUCAGUAACCUGAGUUCAACACUAUAUAUAAUUGUAUAUGUGCAUGGGCAUGGAGAGGCAAAGGGAGGCGUUGAGCUACAGUUUACCAACCGAUUGAUUUACUAUAGUAAUUAUUAUUGACAGCUCUUGUAGUACAGCAUGAAAUUGUGGUACCUGUAUUACUGCCGUUGUAGCGGUGGUGUCCGCUAGUAAUGUUGUUGAUUAACUACAAAAAUUGUUGUGUCGGUUUA